Messenger RNA from Linum trigynum, 1463 nucleotides. Lineage: Eukaryota; Viridiplantae; Streptophyta; Magnoliopsida; Malpighiales; Linaceae. The record is from the annotation of a GenBank genome assembly.
GACUAGCUCCGGAUCGAACAAUGAUAUUUGUUGGUGUGGGGUUGACUCACGAUCUGUUCGUCUGAUCUCGUCGGGAGGGAAGAGACCUGUGAAAGAGCCGAGGUUGCCCCCCGGAUUAAGCUCCGACGAUCAAGUCAGUUUAUGUUUAUGGUGAAAGUUGAGAGAACAAGGUAGAGAGAUAAGGAAAAGUGGAAAGUCAGGAGAGAGGAGAAGUCCCUCUUUUGGGGGGGCUUCAAGCCCUUAUAUACCUGUAGCGCGUACCGCGCGUCGCGCAUCGCUGAUGGUGCGCCCUUCGCGCAUCGCCGAUUGUGCGCCCUACUACUUAGUCUGUGAACGGAGUAUUUAGUAAUACCCCCAACAAUUGCCCCCCAAGCUGGUGGUGAGUCUUAACUCAUCACUAGCUUAUUAUUUUUUUAAAAAAAUCUUUGUCGGUAAUUUUGGAUGGAGCCCUGUGUACCCCAGUUGCCCCUCAGCUGGUGGCGCAUUUGAUUGACGCGGUGCCAGCUUCUUUCGUCUUGCCCCCCAGUUGGUGUAUUUCAUUAAGGUGUGUAGCCUUCACCAAUUGUUGAUUCUUCAUGGAGCUCUCCUCGUCGGGGUUUUUUAACCCUCAGUUUGGAGUUCUCCUCGUCGGGGUUUUUAACCCUCAGUUUGGAGCUCUCCUCGUCGCGGUUUUUAACCCUCAGUUUGGAGUCUUCAAGGCAAUGUGCCUCUCCUCGUCGGGGCUUUUAACCCUCAGUUUGGAGCUCUCCUCGUCGGGGUUUUUAACCCUCAGUUUGGAGUCUUCAAGGCAAUGUGCCCUCUCCUCGUCGGGGCUUUUAACCCUCAGUUUGGAGCUCUCCUCGUCGGGGUUUUUAACCCUCAGUUUGGAGUCUUCAAGUCAAUGUGCCCUCUCCUCGUCGGGGCUUUUAACCCUCAGUUUGGAGCUCUCCUCGUCGGGGUUUUUAACCCUCAUUUUGGAGUCUUCAAGGCAAUGUGCCCUCUCCUCGUCGGGCCUUUUAACCCUCAGUUUGGAGCUCUCCUCGUCGGGGUUUUUAACCCUCAGUUUGGAGUCUUCAAGGCAAUGUGCCCUCUCCUCGUCGGGGCUUUUAACCCUCAGUUUGGAGCUCUCCUCGUCGGGGUUUUUAACCCUCAGUUUGGAGUCUUCAAGGCAAUGUGCCCUCUCCUCGUCGGGGUUUUUAACCCUCAGUUUGGAGCUCUCCUCGUCGGGGUUUUUAACCCUCAGUUUGGAGUCUUCGAUGCUCUUAUUGAAGUCUUAUUUGUGUGCUUCGUUGAGACUUAUUUGUAGAUCUUCGAUGCUCUUAUUGAAAUCUUAUUUGUGUGCUUCGUUGAGACUUAUUUGUAGCUUCUUCGAUGCUCUUAUUGAAGUCUUAUUUAUGUGCUUCGUUGAAACUUAUUUGUAGCUUCAUCGAGGCAAUGUGCCCUCUAUUAGCGCCAUUAACACUCUAUAAAAUAUUUCAAUAUUU